AUGAAAAAGACUCACCACUAUGGUCUCGAUGAUGAUGGUAUGAUCCCAGAAGCCUUUGAAUUACCAUCAAAGCAAGAGGUCAUUGUUAUGGAAGGGAAUGGAACCGUACACGAGGUUCUUCCACAACAUCUCCUCAAUGAAGAGGAUGCCAAAAGUACUUCAGCAUUGAGUACCGUAUCGGACCAAGAAGAAUUUGAAUAUAAACCCGUAACAAAUCUUGUUGAGUAUUUCAGUGAUGAGAACAACCGAAAGCAAAUUGAUGUUGUGUUGCAUUGUUUGGCCAAGUUAGAGGAAGAGUCGUCGGAUAAAACCAAGGCUGUCGAGCACAAUGGAAAAUUUCAAUUCUUGUGCAAUAUUCUCUAUGAAUUGGAUAAAUACGAGUUGGAAUUUUAUAUACUUCAAUUAUUAAAUACAUACAUGAUGAAAGCUGGAGAAGGUGAAUCACAUUUGGAACGUUACAUUCUUGAAAUAUGUGCUCACUCCAUGCAUUUUGGCAUUAAACUAAGCUGGCUUCUUGAUGCAGAGCUAUAUACCCUUGAAAAUCAAUUGGCGCAAUCACCAAGUAACAUCAAAUUGAAAAAGAGAGCUCAAAGAGGAAUGAUAUUUAGAAACCUAGUGGAAAAAGUGACAAUUAAUCAAGUAGUACCUAUUAAUUAUAUGAAUGAUAACUUCCUGAAUACAUCCAUACUUCAAGUCGAUGCAGAAGUCACAAGCGAAGAACCAACAGAUGAAGAAAAAUCUAAAAUGACUUCCUUUGUGUUACAGAAUGUAUUUUCAAAACAAAGAAGAUCGAAUUACUUUAAUGAUGAGCACUACUUUGUGCAUACUCUCACGGAUUUAUCAUACCGAUUGAAAGCAUAUCCUCCUGGUGACAUUAGAAAACAUCGUAUGAAGGCAGAACUCGAACGUAUCAAUCAAACAAUUCCAUACGGUGUCUAUUACCCUCUGUGUGACUCCAAAUCAAAACAUUGUAGAAUACUGAGAGUGUGUACAGAUGCAUGUCGCGUUUUUAGUACCAAGGAAAGAGUUCCUAUUUUGUGUGUAUUUGAGGUUGUUCAAAGCGAACAUACAUGCAACCAACCAGAAAAUAUUCUUCAAUUUGAAGAAAACCCUGACGGAGAGUACAAGGUUUGGGAUUGUCUGAUUGACAAGACCGUUGAUGCCGGACAAUUAAUCAAGCCAAAGUCUACUCUAAAAAAGGAAAAUUCAUCCUCAAGUAUUAAGGUACCAUUCCUUGAAGAAAAACGAUCUUCUAUUGUCUCAAAUGCAGAACCACUCCCAACAAAUAACUCUCCCUUGAUAGGAAAACCUGUACACACAAGGUCAACCUCUGAACUGCCAAUACUACACAUUCCUAACCUCAAUAAUGACGAAUUUGUGCUAAUUGAAAAAUCAGACGCAGACAAACACUUAGAAGAGGUUGCACAAGAAAUGGACUCGGUCUUUGGAGAGAGUUUCGAAAAGAUUAAAGCCAAAUAUCGCGCUCUCUCUCCUUACGGAAGCAUUCCUGGUUGGGAUUUAAAGUCUGUAAUUGUUAAAGCCAAUGAUGAUAUCCGACAAGAAAUAUUUGCCAUGCAAUUGAUCAAAUUAUUUGCUCAAAUUUUUGAAGAAGAAAAACUCCCUAUUUAUAUUAGACCAUAUGAAAUUAUUGUUACGAGUGGUAAUUGUGGAAUGUUAGAAACGGUUCGUGACACUGUAUCCAUUGAUGGUCUGAAAAAGAAAUUCCCCAAUUUCACAACUCUUAAAGAUUAUUUCAUACGAGUGUACGGAUCACCAACAUCAAAUACUUUCAUCAGAGCGCAAACAAAUUUUGUCGAAAGUGUUGUUGGUUACUCCUUAAUUACAUACAUUCUGCAAAUUAAGGAUAGGCAUAAUGGAAAUAUUUUACUCGAUCGAGAGGGUCACAUGAUUCACAUUGAUUUUGGAUUUUUCCUUGGCAUUUCACCUGGUGGAGUUAAAUUUGAAAACUCUCCGUUCAAACUUCCUCAAGAUUGGGUUGAUUUAAUGGGUGAAUUGUUUGACUUGCACUUUAGACCUGUUUUUUAUGUGGCAUAUUCUGCCUUGAGAAAACCUCGCAACAUGAAUCGAUUAUUGAACUUGGUUGAAAUGAUGAUUGGAGCUAAUUACAAGUGCUUUGAUAAUAAUCAUGCCAACAUUAUGCGAGAUUUACGAAAUAGGUUUUAUCCAAAUCUUUCAGAUGAUGACUUUGCAAAGAUGGCUCGUAAACUUGUCGAUGACUCGAUGGACAAUUGGUUCACCAAGAAAUACGACCAAUAUCAAUACUUGACGAAUGGUAUUUUGUAG
Molecule: messenger RNA, 2304 nt
Organism: Naegleria fowleri
Lineage: Eukaryota; Heterolobosea; Eutetramitea; Acrasida; Naegleriidae
Exons: 2
Coding region: 1-2304 (767 amino acids)
Biological process (GO): phosphatidylinositol-mediated signaling; phosphatidylinositol phosphate biosynthetic process
Cellular component (GO): cytoplasm; membrane
Molecular function (GO): 1-phosphatidylinositol 4-kinase activity
Source: RefSeq, a predicted model, not a curated record